AUGGGGGAGGAGGAGAAAAAACCAGAGGAAAAGAAAGAGGAGGAAAAAAAGCCCGAGGAAGCCAAGAAAGAAGAACCAAAAGCCGAAAAGCCAAAAGAUGCCCCAAAAGAAGAGAAAAAAGGAGAAGAAUCCAAGGAGUCAAAGGAAUCCAAAGUCCCACCACCACCUCCAGAGAUUGUCUUGAGAGUCUUCAUGCAUUGCGAAGGUUGCGCCAGAAAAGUUCGUCGAUGCCUCAAAGGCUUCGAAGAUAUAUGUGAUUUGUUAGAAUAG
This is a messenger RNA of Ilex paraguariensis (yerba mate), 270 nucleotides long. The record is from the annotation of a GenBank genome assembly. NCBI's taxonomy places the organism in Eukaryota, Viridiplantae, Streptophyta, Magnoliopsida, Aquifoliales, Aquifoliaceae.